GUGUGACAUCAUCCCAUCCAGAUCACAUCACAUCCACAUCCACAUCCACAUCUCACGUGUAAUCUCGAUAUAGUGCUUGAACUCCUCAGUGCCCAGUGGCCACCCCGCCCACCACCAGUGACCAAACCAAACCAAACCCCGCGACUAAUCUUACCAAUAAUGCUACUGCUGCAAAAAUCGAAACCGGAAUUGAAACAUCACGUCCAAUGUCUCGCCUGCGACGAGCCCAUCCAUGCCGACGAUAUCCGCUACCACCGCACGACGAGGCGCCACGUUGACACCGCUAAGCGCUGCGGCUUGUGGUGUGCGCUGUGCGCAAAAACGUUCAUCUCCGCGGCGGGGGCGAGGGAGCAUCGCGAGUCGCUGCACUCGCCGCGGGAUGUACGUGUGGUGACGAUGGAGCCGCGGAGGGCAGUGGAUGGCGCAGAGGGGAGGUGUGGUAUCUGCCUCGAGCUGCUGGACGGGGAGGACGAGGAACACGAGAGCUCGACGGUCCACACGGAUGCGUGCAAGGCGCUCGGCCUCUGGUGUGCGGCGUGCAAAUGCGUCCGGGCGGCGACAGCGGCGCACGUCUGUCUUGCUUCUGCCUCUCCCGCUCCCUCCUCCUCUACCUGUAUCUGUCGCGACUGUGGAGAGCAGUUUCCAACGCGGAAUCAAAGGAAGAAACACAAGACGCGUGGGGAGUGCGCGGUGGUGGGGGAGCCACGGGGAUGUUUUUGUAGUGUCUGUGCGGUCUUUGUCGCGGCUGAGGAUGUGCGCGCGCAUAAAGAGGCGGAGGGACACGGUGCGAUGGCCAAGCAGAGGGGGUUGUGGUGUCCACUGUGCGAUGUCGCUUUCAUCAACGAGGCGGGGCUGGAGAAUCAUCGUGUGCGGAGUACGAGGCAUUUGGAGAAGGUGAAAAGAGGCAUCGGAGGGGACGGGAGAGCUACGGGGGGCAUAGGUGUUUGAGUACGGAUACCCAUAUUCGAGCAGUUAUCCGCCGGCGCGCAUGAAACGUCACUCGAGCGUGUGAGGAAUA
Messenger RNA from Tricharina praecox, 1018 nucleotides. RefSeq lists its product as uncharacterized. The transcript has a single exon. NCBI's taxonomy places the organism in Eukaryota, Fungi, Ascomycota, Pezizomycetes, Pezizales, Pyronemataceae. Bases 160 to 948 code for a protein of 262 amino acids. The record is from RefSeq and is a predicted model, not a curated record.